AUGAGCAGUACAACUUCUCAAGCACCAACAGAGCCGACAGUUAACUCGUUUACGUCUGUGACUAAAUCGCGUAUAAUACACAUUGACAGAAGCCCAGAGACAUUUGCUUUAAUCAUUCGACAUAUGAGAGGGUACUCGAUUAUCCCAGAAGACGAAUGUCAAAAUCAAGAUCUUUUAAACGAUGCUCAUUAUUUUGGCUUAAAGAAACUAACGAGGUUAUUGAAACAAUUCGUCUAUUUGAAUGUUGGGGGCACGACUUUCCGGUUGAGGUGGGAACUAUUCAACAAAGAUGGGCCGCAUAAUUAUUUUACUGGGGCGCUUAGACAUUUACACUCACCUCAUCCAACGUUAGGAGAGUCAGCACCAAUUUAUAUUCAAAGAGACCCCGAAACCUUCAAAGAUAUUAUUCGACAUUUACAAGGAUAUUCGAUACACAUCCGAGAUGAGCAGCAUAGGCAGCAAUUAUUAUCUGAUUCGCAGUUCUACUUGCUUAGGAAGUUACGUGACAAACUGAACACGUCGAUUACAAGAGAACGCCAUUCGGAAAUAUUAUUGCAUAUUGAAGAUAUUAAGCCAUCACAAAUAGAGGUCAUUGGCAAAGAAGUCUAUUACAAGCAGGACAUACCCAAGCUGCUAUUAUUAACAAUCCAAUUGAACGAUUUCAAUAUUUGUUGUCACCGAGUUAUGAAUGACUGCACAUUUUUGUUGGAGCAGGAUAUAAAACUCGUCAGAGACCCACAAUGGGCAAUUUCAAAUAAAAUUGAAUUUGAUAAGGAUUGCGCGAUUGUGAUUGGGGAAAAAUAUUUUGACAUUCAACAAUAUUUAUCGCAUUUAAGUCAACAAAACCAAUGGGAAAGAUGCAGUAUACAUGAUCAAAAUUGUGAUAUUCAAUGGUUUGGUAUAGAAAAAGCGAUUGCUACGGUUUAUUCAGCAGAACUUAAAAUGUUGUUUAUUGCAUUUCAAAAAAUGCAAAUCAUCGGCUCAAGAAUACAAGCCAAUAUGAAACGCGACUUCUUAUCCACAUCAUACUAAUAAAACUACUCACAUGAUAUUAUUGUCUUGUGACAGAACAAAAAA
Messenger RNA from Mucor mucedo, 1077 nucleotides. RefSeq lists its product as uncharacterized. The transcript has 3 exons. Gene Ontology annotation, biological process: protein homooligomerization. Bases 1 to 1032 code for a protein of 343 amino acids. NCBI's taxonomy places the organism in Eukaryota, Fungi, Mucoromycota, Mucoromycetes, Mucorales, Mucoraceae. The record is from RefSeq and is a predicted model, not a curated record.